This is a messenger RNA of Coregonus sp. 'balchen', 1203 nucleotides long. NCBI's taxonomy places the organism in Eukaryota, Metazoa, Chordata, Actinopteri, Salmoniformes, Salmonidae. The record is from the annotation of a GenBank genome assembly.
AUGCAGAGAAAUACCUACCAAGACGCCAAAGCAAUAUUUGGAGAUUCCCCAUACCAAGGUGUCAAUGGAUUUGGAUGCAAUCAUGACGCACUAGCCCACCAACCCUUGGCCUACCUGGAGAGUCAGAGCAACUUGAAGGAGUUGGAUUGCUCUUCGCAGUCAAAUGGCAACAGCAAAUCACAGCACCCACAGCACCCAAAAGAGCGUGAACCUAACUCAAAUUCUACCUUCACCAAAAGCAUCUUCCCGUGGAUGAAGAAGUUGACAAUGCAGAACUGUAUAAAGAACAACGGAGACAAACCCGUAGAAGUAAAUGGUGUGUAUUCAAAUGCGUAGCCAAUGGACAGUAUAAUUCCGAUUUAGGCCUACAAAUAAUACUUUUUUAAGCUUGAUAAAUGCUAAUAUUAUUAUGUGAUUACGACCAAUGGGCGUUGGCUAAUUGUAUUUCCAGUUUCGACAGAAGCUUAAAUGUUGAUAUAAUGUAAUGUAAUAUAGCCUAAUGUUGAUAAGAUUUUGUUUAGGUACUGUAGGCCUAUUCAAUUGAUGAAUUAUAUUACAUUUCAUUUUCUCUCGGCAGAACUCUUUGGUGACGAGGAAAGCCCAACAACUGCAGCCUCCAAAAGGGCGCGCACUGCAUACACAAGCGCCCAGUUGGUAGAGCUUGAGAAGGAGUUCCACUUCAAUCGUUACCUUUGCCGCCCCAGGCGCGUGGAGAUGGCUAACCAACUCAGUCUAAAGGAGAGGCAGAUCAAAAUUUGGUUUCAAAAUCGGAGAAUGAAGUGCAAGAAACAUGAAAAGUUUAAAGGACUGUGCUCCUCUUUAGGUAGCCCUGGAACUCUUACCAAUCUUGGUUAUAUUAAUGCAAUGGGGGAUGAUUAUGACACUGUUUCUCCGCCAUCUUUAAAGCUUCAACAAAACGAUUAUGUCAGUGCAUCAGUCUAUCCAAACUCAAUGAAAGCCCAACAGAAAUAUGCCAAUACAACCCCAGAAUAUGCUCCUUGCAGUAGGCAGGACAAUUAUAGUAUGUUUUCCAUUCAUUAUGCUCAAGCUGACCCUGUUCAUGUUGACGUGAACUUGCCAUUCACUGCAUACGGGGUAAAUAACCAGUGUAAUCAUACUGCACAGAUGACGUCAAGCCAACAACAUCCUAAACCUACACUAUGUGAUCCAAACACAUCAUACCAUCAUUCUUCUCAAGAAUGA